CAUGAUUGAACCUUUCUUGACAGCAUAUGGCUUGUGAGCACGUCUGUGAGCACGUCUGUGAGCACAAUUCCCGUAUCCAUUUUCAGCUGAACCACUGGUAUUGCCAAGGAGUGUCUUGCACCUAUCGUGUCCUUCUGCCUGCUUCUGCUGCUGGGUUGCGCAUUGGCAGAGCCACUACAUGCAUGCGAUGUGCCUCCUCCAAGCUAGGCUGCAUGGAAGCAUGUGUGUGCCUUGCACCACCUGUUCCUUAGCCACCACUGCGCUAAUAUGCACUUGGGGCAUUUGUGUGUGUAGUUUAAAUUGAACUGGUCUACUACCCACUAACCUUCUACUCACCUACCUCGCGCUAUUGUUUUAGAUAUGUUUGCUCGUAUAUCCAUAUUUCUCGUGUUCUUCUGGCCAUCGCUAUGCUCGCCGGUAAUCCGCGUAACCAAUGGUAC
This is a messenger RNA of Linderina pennispora, 440 nucleotides long. RefSeq lists its product as uncharacterized. The record is from RefSeq and is a predicted model, not a curated record. Bases 27 to 251 code for a protein of 74 amino acids. Lineage: Eukaryota; Fungi; Kickxellomycota; Kickxellomycetes; Kickxellales; Kickxellaceae. The transcript has a single exon.